CAGAGUGUGAAAGUACAGUACCUAUGUCGAGCCCGCGAUAAGAUAAGGCGGCGACUGCUGAAUUGCGAGGAACAAUUUCAAUAGCGAGGUCACGUUCUGUAUAGCCGCAGUAGUGGUAUUUUCGCAUCGCACCUCUGUCGGCUGGAUAACACGCUCACAUGCUCCGUUCAGCAGUGAAAGCGCACAAUGCAAUUCCACGUAGUUCAGACCGACCUAGCUCGAUAUCCUGUACCGUUGAGUCCACAACUUGUCCUGAAAGACAUCUGUCUUGUAUGCCACCGUAUAUUUCCCGAUGCGACGAGAUGCUUUCCUUGGGCUCGAGCUUCGCUUUCUUUUUCAACAACGUCUGUGACUCGGCUCGCGCAGGUGGAGAGGCAGAGCUGCAGCUGAUUGUGGUAGGACGGCCUUCGUGAUCAGGAAGCGCAGGACUUCAUAAGUGGAGGUGGUACGAGGAUAGUGACUGCGGAAGAAGUCCAGGCGUCUCUUGGCUCAUAUCAUCUCACUCGAUGGGAGAUCUCUUUGCACUGUUCUGCUUUCGUGCUCGCUUGCUUGAUGUUGGGAUAUUGCGGUCGAUUUAAUGUGGGAGUGCGUGUCU
Molecule: messenger RNA, 595 nt
Organism: Sphaerulina musiva SO2202
Lineage: Eukaryota; Fungi; Ascomycota; Dothideomycetes; Mycosphaerellales; Mycosphaerellaceae
Exons: 1
Coding region: 159-413 (84 amino acids)
Source: RefSeq, a predicted model, not a curated record